CGACGACGACGACAACGAGGUGGAGGACGCGUGUGUGGACUCUUCGAAUAAAAAAAAGGAAAAGAAAAAAAAAAGAACGAAAGAAAGAAAGAAAGAAAAAAAAAAUUAUAAAAAGAAUUCGUGCUGCAUAGCCCUACGUAGGUUCGACACGGCCCUUUAUUGCGGCUCGCGAUCAGGGCGUGAAAAUCAAUAACGUGCUCGCGAAAAGGAGAGAUCUCCGGAGUUAAAUAAAAACCCAGUAGAAGGGUUUUCGGCAGGCCUCAUUGACGACAAUGAUAUUUAUAGAUGGGAGGUACUUAUUAUUGGACCUCCGGAUACGUUGUACGAAGGCGGAUUUUUUAAAGCACAUUUACAAUUUCCAAAAGAGUAUCCACUUAGGCCACCAAGAAUGAAAUUUAUAACGGAAAUUUGGCAUCCAAACAUCGAGAAAAAUGGUGAUGUAUGUAUAUCGAUUUUACAUGAGCCUGGAGAUGAUAAAUGGGGCUAUGAGAAAGCAUCAGAACGGUGGUUGCCAGUUCACACAGUUGAGACUAUUCUCAUAAGCGUUAUUAGUAUGCUCGCAGAUCCAAAUGAUGAAAGUCCUGCUAAUGUGGAUGCUGCCAAAGAAUGGCGGGAAAGCUAUACAGAAUUUAAACGAAAGGUAGCAAGGUGCGUCAGAAAAAGCCAAGAGGAGUGUUUGUAGGGGAUGAAUAAAUAUUCAACUGGAAAGACUUAUUUAAUUCUGGCAAUUUUAAUUCAGGGAAGCCGUAAGCACUGGAAGAAAGAAACCGAUGCUCGACAUAAAGCUAACGGAUAACAGUGCCACUAAAAACGGAUUAAGCCUGACCCAUCCUUACGCAGAGAGAGGGAGAAAGAAGGGGAAAAGAGUUGUGCGAAGAAAAAACUAAUGACAAAUUCGCACCUCUCCGUCGAAUCAAUUAAAGCCACAUAUGCAUGCAAACAAACAAACAAACAAACAACAAACAAACACCGUCGUCACUGAUGUACCACCAUCCAUCGUUAUAAUGAAGAUCAUGAAGUGAAAAAAAAAAACAAACACACACUAAGCUCACCUUUUUUCAUAAAUAAACAGCUAAAAAAAAAAUUAAUUUACACACGUAUAUACAAUAUUGCAAAAAGGAAAAGAAAAAGAAAAAAAGGAAAAAAAAACUCAAUUCAUCUGUACGAUUAUUACCUUACUAAAAUAUUGAUAGUUAAUGUAAACUUAACUUCCCCCCACUUCUCCUCAAACAACCACCGCCAUCACUCCCGAUUAAUCCCGUCCCCGGCCCCUUCCCUCGCCCAAUACAAACAAACAAAUGAAAAGAAACAUAAAAAAAGAAAAUAAGCAAUCCUUGUAAUUUAAAAAUAAUACGAUUAUGUUUAUCGAUCACACAAUAAUAAUUCCUUAGUGUCGUUUUCGUAUUUUCUUACUUUCGUAAAAUAUAUACAUAACAUAAAAAUAAUAAAAUUUUUGUAAAGUUCGAAAAACGGGAUAUAUACUUAAACAAACAAUCGUUGAAAUGUAAUGUGCCAGCAAAAAUGGAAGAAGAAAUACAUGCGAAUUAAUUGUAAA
Messenger RNA from Polistes canadensis, 1555 nucleotides. It is a transcript of the gene Ube2g1, whose product is annotated as ubiquitin-conjugating enzyme E2 G1. Gene Ontology annotation, biological process: proteasome-mediated ubiquitin-dependent protein catabolic process; protein polyubiquitination. The record is from RefSeq and is a predicted model, not a curated record. Lineage: Eukaryota; Metazoa; Arthropoda; Insecta; Hymenoptera; Vespidae. Bases 389 to 682 code for a protein of 97 amino acids. Gene Ontology annotation, molecular function: ubiquitin conjugating enzyme activity. The transcript is spliced from 6 exons.